Symbiodinium sp. CCMP2456 is the source of this 1920-nucleotide messenger RNA. Lineage: Eukaryota; Dinophyceae; Suessiales; Symbiodiniaceae. The record is from the annotation of a GenBank genome assembly.
AUGGAGCAAGAGACGCAACUGGCGGUUGCGAUGCAACCUCGAAGACUGCGUUGGUUUGGCAGUCUGGGUGAUGCAAUGCGGAUCUUGGCGAAGGAUUCGCUUGGAGCCGUCCAACUUCUCGGAAAAGUGCCGGAGCCUUUUCAGGAGGGACUGGCUUGGUUUGCUUGCGCAGGGUCGGCAAAGGCCGUCGGGACUACCGCGGCAGCCACACCUCACCUGGCCCUCAGCAUGGCUACUCUCAGCUUCGAUCCGGUGGCCUGGGGAGCUUUGGGCAUCAUGCUGGCCAGCUCGGCCAUUAUCGCCCAAAGGGCACAGAAGUAUGAGCAGGAAGAACGCAAGGUGGCGAGCUCUGCUUCGAAUGUGCUUCUGACCUCCGGGGUUGCACAGCUCUGUGUCUGUGUAGUGGAAGCCGGCUAUCAGAUGCAGCCGCUUGCGCUGUCCCUGCAUAUCUCCUCACCAUUCUUGGCGGCACGAUUCCUGCAAGAUCUUGUCAUCCUCCCGAUGUGGCUUCGAGGCAUUGGCGCUGCCUCCAUGCAGCCCGCAGUCGCAGAUAAAGCAGCCAGGUUGUCGGCGCUUGGCGUGAUCUGCCAGACCGGGGCCGCCAUUUGGGCUGACAAUUUCAUGGUCAUCGGCGCUUUGCUGGCUCCGGCGACGCUUUGCAUCUCUGCGGCUUCCUUCCAGGUACUGCAACGCCUCAAGGCGUUGCCAGCGAAGCGGCCCGAGGAGCUUCAGCUCAGUGGUAUCCUGCUGUCCUUGUACAUGCUUUUCAGUGGAUUCCUGGAAGUCCUGGGCAUCAGCCACGCUGCAAGCGAGCCGCAGAUGCUAGCCGAGUACGCGGUUCUUGAUGUCAUGGCUAAGGUCACUAGCUGCUUCUUGCUGACAAAGAGCCUGGGUACGCCUACACACCGACCCGGCUCUGAAGCUGCUCUGCGCCAGUCGGAAGACGGAAACAGUGGCCAGUCAGCCCGGAGAUCCGUCACCGGAUGUGUACUGCUCCUUGGCUCAACGCAGGAGUUGACAUCGUCAACUUUGGAGCUGCCGUUCUUCUUGUGGACUUCUCUAGUGCGGAUGAUCAAGACUGCUCUGACCAGAACCUCAGGCAUCCUCCGAUGGGGCGAGAGGGCAGUGGCAGAUCGCCCAGUCAUCGUCAUGGAUGUGCUGCGGGCGACUCAUUCAGAAGCCAAGCUCCGAUCCCAGGAGCUCUCGGCGGGCCGCGUGAAGGGCAGCCGCUGCUGGUUUCGGCUCCUCGGGGAGGUGCCACCGGGCGCGCUCUGGGAGGAGGCUCCCGGAGUCCCGGAGGAGGUGCCCGGACACGACGAGACCUGCACUGGCUUCAGGGAUGGCGGGUGGACGGCGAAGAUUGGCCCACUGCCGAUUCCUCCAAGCAAGACGAAGCAGCUCCUGCAAGCCCAGGGCAAUCGCAGCCCUGCUUGCACGGUGCAACAGCCUGGCAACGUCGGCGCAGGACCGUCCCCCAACAAAUCGGGAAACCAAGCUGGAGCUGCUUCUUCCAAAGGCAAGCGUGGACAAGAGAAGAGUGGAGCAGGGACUGGAGGAGGCAAGUACCUCUGCCGAGUGAAGGUGGGCAUCGAAGAGGACUACACUUUCCAGGUGUGCAGACGCAUCAUUGGCCCGGGUGGCGAGAACAUGAAGCGCAUCAUCGAGGGCGACGGUUCCGUGAAGAUUCGCCUGCGUGGUCGUGGUUCCAAGUACUUGGAGGGGCCAGAGCACAAAGAGUCCACAGAUGACCUGAUGCUCUGCGUCAGCGCGACCAACAGGCGCUCCUUCGAAAAGGCAGCGACUGGUGUGGAGCUGCUCAUCCACUCGGUGCAGCAGGACUACAUCGGCUUCUGCAAGGCGCGGGGCCUCAGCGCGCCGGUCUUGCCGUCCGUGCGGCGCGAGGCGCAGCGCUCCCGAUGA